AGGCUGUUACUAGCCCAAAAUCACUCUGGGGAGUCCAGCCUGCACACUUUCCCUCCAGACCAAGCCUUAACACCACCACUUUCUAGUUGUGUGUCCCUGACCAGGCUGCGGGACCCUCCUGGUGCUCCAUUCUGUCACGUGUAGAGUCCAUCCCUCUGGAACAGGCUGAGCCUGAGGAUGCCUUAGCCACCUUGUGAAAACUGUUAACAUCGGUAACAACAGCCGUCAUAGUAACAACAAUAACUAGAAUUUUUGGGUGCCAGGCACCAUACUCAUUUAAAUCCCCAGAGCCCCCUCAUUUAAUCCCAUGAGACUGCAGCCCUGCAGGAAGGAAUUCCUGGAGGGAGGUGACUGUCACCUCUUCCAGCCCAAGUCCUAUAACUCACUGCAGGUAGGAACAUUUGAUAGGCCAUUUUUUCACGGCAAUCCUGAGGCCCAGAGAAGGAGCUGUCCCCCAAGCCUCAGCCUCGGCCCUCUGCCCUGCUCAGGCUGAAGAGGCUCCUGUUCCAUGUCUGUGCCUGUGGGAGCUGGGCCAGGACUAGGGUAUAGGGCAUGAGGAGGCCAGCAGUGAUUCACAUCAGCUUUCCUUCCCCCUCAGCACUGCAGCCUCCUCCAGUCCCUGACUUUCCAGGGGAUGGGGCAACAAGUCCAUCAUCCUCCAAAUGGCCUGCUGAGCCCUGCCCAGCCCUCCACUGAGGCAGAAAUGGGGGAUGGGGAGGGAAGGCUCCUUCAGGCACUAAUAGUAGUAACAGCAAAGCAACAAUAAUGAUUUUCAUAAUAGCAAAGAAAAGAACAGUCCUUCAUUUCCAGCCCCAGCCCUGGACCCUACAGCUGCCAAGAUGCUGAUGCCUAAGAAGAACCGGAUUGCCAUUUAUGAACUCCUUUUUAAGGAGGGAGUCAUGGUGGCCAAGAAGGAUGUCCACAUGCCUAAGCACCCGGAGCUGGCAGACAAGAAUGUGCCCAACCUUCAUAUCACGAAGGCCAUGCAGUCUCUCAAGUCCCGAGGCUACGUGAAGGAACAGUUUGCCUGGAGACAUUUCUACUGGUACCUUACCAAUGAGGGUAUCCAGUAUCUCCGUGAUUACCUUCAUCUGCCCCCAGAGAUUGUUCCUGCCACCCUACAUCUGCCCCCCGAGAUUGUUCCUGCCACCCUACACCACAGCCGACCAGAGAGUGGCAGGCCUCGGCCUCAAGGUCUGGAGGGUAAGCAACCUGCAAGACUCACAAGAGGGGAAGCCGACAGAGAUACCUACAGACAGUGUUCUGUGCCCCCUGGUGCCGACAAGAAAGCCGAGGCUGGGGCUGGGUCAGCAACCGAAUUCCAGUUUAGCAGCGGAUGUGGUCGUGGACGUGGUCAGCCACCUCAGUAAAAUUGGAGAGGAUUAUUUCACAUUGAAUAAACUUCCAGCCAAAAAAGAAAAGAACAAAUCUCAUCUGAGCACUUUCUUUGUACCAGACACUGUUCUAAGCUCUUUACAAAAUGUUAACUAAUUUAAUCCUCACACCUACCCUGUGAGGGCUACUAUUAUUAUGCCCAUUUUCAGAUGAGAAAACUGAGGCUCCAAGAGGUAAGGCCACUUGCCCAAAAUUACACAGCUGAUUAAUGGUAGAGCCAGGAUUGGAACCCAGGCUCACGUCUGGGGAGGGGAGGUGGAAGAGACAGUGUUUUCAGUGUUGGGCUUUGGCCACUCACCAGAUGUGCCCCCCAAGGAACUCCCGAAGAAUCUACUGCCUCGUCGGCUGGACCCCAGAGGGAGAAACCACCUUAGGAAGCACUCCCUUGUUAUGGUUCUGAGUCUCGGUUUCCUCUGCUGUAAAAUGGGGGCAAUAAUGGCAAUGCUUUCCCAGCAGAAAUAAAGUCUCAUUACUGCUGUGUUUAAACCCUCCUGUGGCUCCCUUACAAUAAAAUCCAAGCUCCCUGCAGUGAGCCGAGAUUGAGCCACUGCACUCCAGCCUGGGCAACAGAGAGAGACUCUGUCUCAAAAAAAAAAAAAAAAAAAAAAAUCCAAGCCCCCCACUUGGCCCUCAGGCCUUCCAGGACUCAGUCCUUAUCCAAAUCUCCCAUCUUAUCUCCAUCCUCUUUCCUGCUCUGGCCACAAAGCCCUCCCUGCUGUUCCUGAACACAAGGUCUUUCCUGCCUCAGGGCUUUUGCACCAGCUGUUCUCUGUCUGGAACCUCUUCCCUCACCCCCUUCAGAUCUCACUUCAAAUGUCAUCUCCUCCAAGAGACCCCCUCAGCAAUUUCACCCAUUUUAUUCCCUUCUGAGCACUCAUUACAUCCUGUCAUUUUAGAUGCUUUUUAUCUAGGAUAGGAAAUAUAACUCGUUUCCUAUCUCUCCCACUGGACCAUGAGCUCCAUCACACCCUUCCAGUUUUCUUCCUUCAGGGACCAAACACAGGAGGAAAUACCACUGAACAACUGGCUGUUCUGGACCUAGGCCACCUCAAAGGCCAAGGCCACUCAUCAAGAGGUAUGUAUUAAAUGUAUAAAGCUUUUUCUUAUAUCAGUAAGAGAGAAGAAAGAAAGGAGAGAAAGUUAAACAUAUCUGUCAAGAAUAACACAAAAGUGAUGUUGUGUCCUUCUUAGUACAUGGUAUCAGGAGGCUUCUUUUUUCUUUUUUUAGAGAUGAGGUCUCAUUGUGUUGCCCAGGUUGGAGUGCACUCCAUAGCUCACUGCAGCCUCAGAUAGAUGGGCUCAAGCAAUCCUGCCACCUCAGCCUCCUGAGUGGCUGGGACUAUAGGUACAUUACCACACCCACUCAUAACAACAGUUUGUCUUAAUCUUAGUGAUCAGCCAAUUCCUUGGUUAAGGCAGUAUCUGCCAAAUUUCUCCACUGUACAAAGGGAAAAUUAUUUUCCCUUUGUAAUUAAUAAAUAUACUGUGAGAAGAAAAAAAAAGCCCAGGGUCCCUAAGCACCAAGCCUGCUCCCCAAACCCUGACCCCCUGCUCCUGACCUUUCCAGACCUGUCCUACUCUUCCUCCAAUUUCAAGUCACCCCCAUUCAAGCUGGGCUCUGACCACUUCUACCCAAGUCCUGUUCUUUCUCCAAAGCCACUAUAUACAAACCUCUGCACACACUGGUUCUGCUGCCUGCAGUGGUCUUUGCCACUUCAUUCCCCUGGCCAUAUCUGUAAGGUAUAGCAUGGACUCCAGAACCCAUUCAAAUCCCAGCUCCACCGAUGAUUAGCUAUGAGACCUUGGAUAAAAUACUCAACUUCUCCGUAUCUCAGUUUCCCUAACUGCAAAACAGGACUCACAACAGUGCCUCCCUCUCUGCAUGAGGUCCAUGCAUGACAAAUGCCACCAAAGUAUGGGCUAUGAUAACUAUUCAACCAAAUAGAUCAUCCAGUGCCCAGCUCCUGAAGGAGGCCUUCAUCAGCCCAGAGUGCUGAUCCACUAUUCUCAGAGGUUACAAAUCUAAGAGAAGCACAGGUAAUGAUUAAGAAUGCAGAGUCAUGGCCGGGUGCGGUGGCUCACGCCUGUAAUCCCAGCAGUUUGGGAGACCGAGGCAGGUGGAUCACAAAGUCAGGAGUUCAAGACCAGAAUGGCCAAGAUGGUGAAACCCUGUCUCUACUAAAAAUACAAAAAUUAGCCCAGCGCCGGGCGCGGUGGCUCACGCUUGUAAUCCCAGCACUUUGGGAGGCCGAGGCGGGCGGAUCACGAGGUCAGGAGAUCGAGACCACGGUGAAACCCCGUCUCUACUAAAAAUACAAAAAAUUAGCCGGGCGUGAUGGCGGGCGCCUGUAGUCCCAGCUACUCGGAGAGGCUGAGGCAGGAGAAUGGCAUGAACCCGGGAGGCGGAGCUUGCCGUGAGCCGAGAUCGCGCCACUGCACUCCAGCCUGGGUGACAGAGCGAGACUCCGUCUCAAAAAAAAAAAAAAAAAAAAAAAAAAUUAGCCCAGCAUGGUGGCGGGGGCCUGUAAUCCCAGCUACUUAGGAGGCUGAAGCAGGAGAAUCACUUGAACCCAGGACACAGAGGUUGCAGUGAGCCGAGAUGGCGCCACUGCACUCCAGCCUGGGCGACAGAGUAAAAUUCUGUCUCAAAAAAAAAAAAAAAAAAAGAAUACAGAGUCACUUGAAUAGACCUUUCUCCAAAAAUAUACAAAUGGCCAAUAGGCACAGGAAAAGAUGCUCAACACCAUUAGUCAUUAGGGAAAUGUAAAUUAAAACCACAAAGAGAUACCACAUCACACCACUGAAGAUGGCCAUUAUCAAGAAUAAAUACAAACAGAAAAUAACAAGUAUUGGUGAAGAUGUUGAGAAAUUAGCACUUUGUGCACUGCUCAUGGACACAUAAAACAGUGCAGUCACUGUGAAACGCAGUAAAGUAGUUCCUCAAAAAAUUAAACAGAAUUACCAUAGGAUCACCCAGCAAUUCCACUUCUGGGUGUAUACCCAAAACAAUUAAAAACAGGAACUCAAACAUAUUUGUACAUCCAUGCUCAAAGCAGCAUUAGUCACAACAGCCAAAAGCAAUCCAAGCGUCCAUCAAGGAAUGAAUGGAUAAACAGAAUGUGGCAUAUACAUAGAAUAUUAGAAUAUUAUUCCACCUUAAAAAGGAAAUUCUAACACAUACAACAACAUGAGUGAAACUUAAAGGCAUUAUGCUAAGUGAAAUAAGCCAGACACAACAAGACAAAUACUGUAUGAUUCCAUUUAUAAUACCUAGAGGUACCCAAAGUAGUCAAAUUCACUCAAACAGAAAGUAGAAUGGUGAUUGCCAGGCACUGGGGGGAGAGGCAAUGGGGAACUGUUUAUUGGGUAUGGAGUUUCAGUUUGGGAAGAUGGAAACAUUCUGAAGAUGGAUGGUGGUGAUGGUUACACAACAGCGUGAAUGUACUUAAUGCCACUGAACUGUAUACUUAAAAGUGGUUAUAAUGGUAAAUUUUAUCUUAUAUACAUUUUAAUUCAUUCACUGCCCCACCCCACCCCACCCCCAAAAAUGUAAAAUUUAGAGCCAGACUCUCUGGGUUCAAAUUCCACCUCUAGGUUAUCUUAUGCAAAUUAUUAAACCUCUCUUGUGCUCAGUUUCCCCUCUGCAAGAUGGAAAUAAGAACAGCAGUAAUUACCUUAUAUCACAGAGUUGAGGGAAUUAAAUGAGUUCAUACUUGUAAAGUACUUAGAACACAGUAAAUGCUCAAGAGGUGUUAGUGAUUUUUAUUCUUUGGUGAGGGGGUGGGAGGUGUGGUUUCCAACGGUUAUAAUUUUCAUGACAUUCUACACC
Molecule: messenger RNA, 5224 nt
Organism: Symphalangus syndactylus (siamang)
Lineage: Eukaryota; Metazoa; Chordata; Mammalia; Primates; Hylobatidae
Product: putative ribosomal protein eS10-like
Cellular component (GO): cytosolic small ribosomal subunit
Molecular function (GO): RNA binding; structural constituent of ribosome
Source: RefSeq, a predicted model, not a curated record